Lithohypha guttulata is the source of this 1605-nucleotide messenger RNA. It is a transcript of the gene NUG1, whose product is annotated as nuclear GTP-binding protein nug1. Bases 1 to 1605 code for a protein of 534 amino acids. NCBI's taxonomy places the organism in Eukaryota, Fungi, Ascomycota, Eurotiomycetes, Chaetothyriales, Trichomeriaceae. Gene Ontology annotation, cellular component: nucleolus. The transcript has 2 exons. Gene Ontology annotation, molecular function: GTP binding. The record is from RefSeq and is a predicted model, not a curated record.
AUGGUGAAAUCAUUCUCGAAAUCGAAAAGAACGCCCGUGCGGCUUCGACACAAGAUUGAAAAAGCGAGUAGCGCAAAGCAGAGAAAAGCACGUAAGCUUGCGAAACAGAACCCCGAAUGGCGGUCCAGAUUGAAGAAGGAUCCCGGUAUACCGAAUCUGUUCCCAUUCAAGGACAAGAUCCUUGCAGAAAUUGAGGAGAAGAAGCGAAAUAAAGCAGAUGAGGCCCAGCGACUUCGAGAUGCUGCGAAAGUGAAAAAGAGUGGUGGCGCGAACGUAGCGGCCACAGAGGACGAGGAGAUGGAUGUCGAAGAAGAAGAGGAGGAGGACUCAGACGAAGACAUGGACGAAAAUGACACAGACGUAAAUUCGUCUAAUCCAAUGGCAGCACUACUGGCCUCUGCACAAGCUCGAGCCGCGGACUAUGAAAAAGACGGUCCUAGUGGCGAUAUGGGCAAUGACGACGACGAAGAUGAUGAUGUUGAUGGUGGCGUUGAUAUUACAGCAAACAUAUCCGCAGAUAACAGGAACCCCGACUCUUCACGUAAGGCAUUCGACAAGAUCUUCAAGCAGGUUCUGGAAGCCGCGGACGUUAUACUUUAUGUCUUGGAUGCACGAGACCCUGAAGGAACCAGAUCGAGAGAGGUUGAGAGACAAGUCAUGGCAGCGCAAUCUGGGGAAAAGCGACUGAUAUUGGUUCUCAACAAGAUCGAUCUAGUACCAGCUGAUGUGUUAAAUGGCUGGCUUAAACAUCUACGGCGGUACUUCCCUACAACUCCGCUACGAGCAUCGACACCAGCUUCCAAUGCGCAAACAUUCGACCACAAACAGUAUACCAUCAAGAACACUUCGGAAACACUAUUGAGGUCACUCAAGUCCUAUGCUGCGUCGAAGCAAUUGAAGCGAUCAAUCUCAGUAGGAGUCAUCGGUUAUCCAAAUGUUGGCAAGUCCUCGGUGAUCAAUGCAUUGACUUCGCGUCUGAACAAAGGUACACAAAGUUUUGCUUGUCCUGUUGGAUCAGAGGCAGGAGUCACCACGGCGCUACGUGAAGUGAAAGUCGAUAGCAGGCUCAAAAUUCUGGACUCCCCUGGAAUAGUCUUUCCUGCGGCUGUAAACGACGAAGACAGGAACAACAAACAGAAGAAGAAAGCGGAGCAUGAAGCACGACUGAUCCUACUAAAUGCGCUGCCACCAUCACAGAUUACAGACCCACAACCAGCGGUGACCAUGCUGCUCCAGAGAUUGUCUCAGUCUUCCACGUUAUAUGAGAAGCUGCUCCAGCAUUAUGGCAUUGCAGCCCUGGGGCCAUUCGGUCAAGGUGAUAUCACAACUGAUUUCCUGGUACAGGUGGCAAGGAAAAGGGGUCGACUUGGCAAAGGAGGUGUACCUAAUUUAAUGGCGGCAGCAAUGACUGUGGCUACAGACUGGCGUGAUGGUAGAAUACAAGGCUGGGUCGAGCCUCCAGUUCUACGAAUUACUGAUGACGCUGAAAUGGGCGAUAAUGCCUCUGCUGAAGUUGGCCCGACUUCUGACCAGAAAAUCAUCGUCAAGGAAUGGGCUGAGGAAUUCAAGCUGGACGGUCUUUGGGAAAGCACCAGCGGACAAUAA